AAUAUUAACGAAUGUCGAAUAGGUACAUAUUAUUAUUAACGUUAAACUUCUAAUUUAAAAUUUAAAUAUACUCCUUCAUUCACCCCACACAAAUUAUUUAAAGGGUAAAAUAACUAUUAAAAUUUUAUAUCUAACAAAACAUGACGUACAUUUUAAAUUAUUUAAAACUAACAAUCGGUUAUCAACUAUCAGCAAAAUAAUGAACUAAAUGGAAACCAACGGGGAAGAAAAUGAACAAAUUGUUGAAACUCGAUUGUCCCCGGGGCACCGGUCAAUUACGUGUAGCAUGGCAAAAAGGCAGCGGUACAUAUCUAGCAAUAGCUGGCGCCGAUCAAUUUGUCGGUAUUUACAAUCGUUAUGGCAAAUUGAUUGAGAAAAUCAAAAUCACCGGAUAUUGCAUUGACUUGGCCUGGGACCGAGAUGGUGACUUAUUAGGCAUCAUAUGUGACGGUUUGACCUCGAUCAUUUUAUGGGAGGCCAAUUCCUCUAAAACCGAACAAAUAAAUCCUGUUUUCAAUGAUAGUUUAACAUGUAUACUAUGGUCAAAAGUUAGUCAAACAGUCGCAGUGACAUCGUCCAAAGGAAAUUUAAUUAUAUACGAUUAUACAACUACAAAACGAAUACCUGUACUUGGCAAGCACUCCAAAAGCAUAACAUGUGGACAAUGGAAUCGGAACAAUAUAUUAGCUCUAGGCUCUAAAGAUCAGACUGUAUCUAUAAACAAUAUUGAAGGAGAUACAUUAAAAAUCAUAACGCUCAGAGGCGAACCAUCUAAUAUUAGAUUUUCUACAAUGAAAUCUGAUCGAAAAAAACAAUCGGAAGAAACUGUGAGUGUUUUGGUUAGUAAUAAAACAUUAUAUCUCAUCGAUCUUCAAGAUACUGACAACCCGUUCGAGUUAGCAUUUAAUAUAAAAUACGGAUCAAUCAUAACUUACCAUUGGUACGGGGAUGGCUACAUUUUAAUCGGUUUCAGCGAAGGUUAUUUAAUUUCAAUAUCAACACAUCCAAAAGAAGUAGGCAAAGAACUUUUCCAAGUACGAAAUCAUAAAGACAUGUUGUCUGAUGUGGGUCUAUCUAAAAUUGCUGGAAAAGUUGCCACCUGUGGCGAGUAUACCAUCAAAGUACAUGAAAUUGGCAAAUUGCAAGAAACAACUGCUGUUUUAAGUGUAGAAGAGACUAGUGUACUGGACCAUGUCACAUGGAGUGAAGAUGGACGACUGUUGGCUGCAACAACGUCCGAUGGUUGUGUUCAUCUCUACUUGGGUGCUUUACCUAUGUUGUCGGCGUCAUUUAAUAAUUGCGUGGCAUUUUUAACGUCGUUAAAUAAAAUUACCAUUCACUAUUCUUAUCCGGACAAAAACCAACCGACAGAUAUAAUUUCCGUAAUGGCUGAAAUGGAACCUACUAUCUUGGGCAUUGGACCAUUUAAUUUAGCAGUUGGUAUGAACAAUACUGUUUGGUAUUACCAAAUAAAUACAAAUGAACCUAACAAGUUGUCGACUACAUUAAUCGGUGAUCAAGAAUAUUUGAAAAGCGUUAAAAGUAUAUGCUUGAAUGCGGAAUUUGUAUCUGUUCUUUUCGAAGGAAGGCUUCAACUUCACACGAUUGAUUCUGUGGUAUCUAAAGAAGUCAACGAUAACGUAUCCAAAAUAUUUCCAAUGGAAAAGAGUAAAAUCAUUAAUAAUCAUUAUUUAACUAGUGAUUUUCUUAUCUAUAGCACCGAUACAGGUAUCAUCUACUAUUUUUAUCUGGAAGAUUGGACUGAAUGUUUUACUUACAAACACGAGUGCGGCAUUGUGAAAUUAUUUCCAAACCCAGAUGGGAUAAAGUGUCUGAUUAUUGAUGCCAAAAACGAAGCAUACUUAUAUAACCCUGUAUUUGAAGAGAUGUUACCUAUAAAAGACUUUCCAACAUCAAUUACUUCUGUUUUCUGGGAAUGUUGGCCAUCGGAAAAUUAUGUAUUUGUUGGCUGUGGCGACAAAUGUGCUUUUACUUUUAUAUAUUUAAGGGAAUCUAUUAAUGGUAGUGUAGUACGUUAUAUUGGUUCCACUAAAUUGCCUGACAGACAGAUACCGCUCUUCUUAUACCAUGGUGAACUUACCUUAGAAACUUCCACUGGUAAAUUAAACACCAUUACGCUGUCUACACACACAGCGUUGUUAUUGCGACCGGCAGCUGCUACGCUUAGUCAUCCGACCGAACGACUGGAACAGGAUUUAGACAAACAAUUAGCGUUGAUGCGUUAUAAAGAUGCAUGGAAGACUUGUCAACUAUUAAACAAAAAGGAAUAUUGGGAGAAACUGGGAAUGAGCUGUUUAGAAAAUUUUGAUCUAGAAACUGCUAUUCGAGUGUACACUGUUUGUGGUGAUGUUUCCAUGGUCUGGUCCUUGGAACUCAUAAAAGAUAUAGAAGACAAACAUCUGUUUGCCGGUCAUGUGGCAAUGUACUUGAAAGAAUUUGACAAAGCUCAAAAAUUAUUUUUGGAUUCAUCAAAUCCAAUACAAGCAUUAAAAAUGCGUCAAGAUUUAUUGCAAUGGGACUUGGCUUUGGACUUGGCGAAAAUAUUGGCACCCGAAAGAUUGCCUUUUAUAUCUUGUAAAUAUGGUCAACAGCUCGAGUUAAUAGGUAAAGCUUCUGAAGCAAUGCAGCAAUAUGAAGAAGGCCUCAAUGCUGGAAAGGACAGUAACCAAUUAAUACUUUGCCGUGAAGGCAUGGCUAGAUGUUUAAUUAAGUGUGGAAACGCGAACAAGGGUAUUAGUUUAGCUUUGCAAGUCGAAUCUAAGAAAUUACUUAACGAAUGCGCUGAAAUAUUGGAAAAUGUUAAGAGACUAAGCGAUGCGGCUGAACUAUACGAACGUAUUGAAAACUGGGAUCGAGCCGCUUCUUGUUAUAUUCGAUUAAAGAAUUGGGCAAAAGUCGGUGAAUACGCUAACCGAAUUACUUCUAACAAAAUUCACGCUCAAUAUGCUAAAGCGAUGGAAGCAAUGGGAAAUUACAAACAAGCGUAUUUUGGAUACACUGCGGCUCAAGAUUACAACAAUGCUAUUCGUAUAGAUUUGGAUAAACUAGAUGAUCCUCAAGAUGCCAUUAGAGUCGUUCAUGAACAUCACAGUACUGAAGGGUCUAAAAUGAUUGCCAGAUAUUUUCAAAAAAACAAUGAAGUCUUGUUAGCUAUUCGCUUUUUGACAAUGUCCCAUUGUUUUACUGACGCAUUUAGAUUGGCUUGCGACCAUGGUCACUUGGAAUUAUACGGAGAUGUAUUGAUUGACGAAGAUGAACAAGUAUCAAUUCCUGAAUUUAUCAGCCUUGCCAAAUACUAUGAAACCCAAAACGAACCAGCAUUAGCUGGCAAAUACUAUUACCAUGCUAAAAAUUAUCAAAAAGCGCUUAAUUAUUUGCUUGAAGCGAGUAAAAAGAAUUCUGAAAAUGACGAUAUAUUAUUAUUGGCCAUAGAAGUUGUUGCUGCCGCUAAGGAUAAUAUGAUGGAUGAGCAACUAAUACAAUUAUUGUUAGGUGAUAUCGAUGGAUACCCAAAAAAUCCAAAGUUUUUAUUUAAACUGCAUAUGGCCAGAAGACGAUACCACGAUGCUGCCAAAGUUGCCAUAAUAUUAGCUAACAACGAACAAGUUAAAGGUAACUAUAGACAAGCGCACGACGUGCUGUAUAGUACUGUUUGUGAAUUGCGUAAUAAUCAACUGAAAGUAAGCAAUGAGAUGAUGGCCAAUUUAGCUCUACUUCAUUCUUACAUUCUAGUUAGAAUUCAUGUAAGACUAGAUAAUCAUGACAAAGCCGCAACACUACUGAUUAGAGUAUCCGAAAAUAUAGAUAAAUUUCCAUCACACGCUGUUCAAAUACUAACGUCGACCGUCAUUGAAUGUUAUCGAUCAAACAUGAAAGAAGACGCUUUUAAAUUUGCGACCAUUUUAAUGAAAUCAAAUUAUAGAAAUCAGAUUGACGAGAAGUAUAAAAAAAAAAUUGAAAGCGUUAUUAGAAAAUCCCCUAGAGGAGCUCUCCAAUCAGAUAUGGAUACAAUUAGUGUACAACCAUGUCCAUACUGUGGAAUCGACUUAGCCAUGACAAGUUUAAUGUGUACCAAUUGUAAAAGUACAAUACCUUUUUGUAUAGCAUCGGGGUGGCAUAUUACUAAAGAAAACUUGACAAUUUGUCCAAACUGUCAAUUCCCUGCUAUAUACAGUGAAUUUGUCAGGUUACUGGAAUCUGGUGAAAACUGUCCAAUGUGUUCCAAUCCAGUUAAAGUGAAUUACCUACAAACGAUAGAAGAUCCCAGAUCACUUUUAUUUGCCGAUGAUAACGAAUAGACUAAAUUAUUUUUAAUUUUUACUGCACAACAAAUCUUUUCUGUAAGAAUGUGUUAUUUAUUUUUAUACAUAAUAUGCCAUUACUACAUAAGAUCUCUUGCACUUAUUCUUUACUCAAUUUUUGGAAAUCCUAUCAAUUUUUAAUUUUGUUUAAUUUACAAUUAAGAUGUAUUUAAGCAAUUUAAAUGUUAGCAUUCAUGUAAUUUUAGUU
Adelges cooleyi (spruce gall adelgid) is the source of this 4530-nucleotide messenger RNA. It is a transcript of the gene Oseg6, whose product is annotated as WD repeat-containing protein 19. Gene Ontology annotation, biological process: intraciliary retrograde transport; cilium assembly. The record is from RefSeq and is a predicted model, not a curated record. Gene Ontology annotation, cellular component: cilium; intraciliary transport particle A. Gene Ontology annotation, molecular function: protein binding. The transcript has 24 exons. Bases 231 to 4319 code for a protein of 1362 amino acids. NCBI's taxonomy places the organism in Eukaryota, Metazoa, Arthropoda, Insecta, Hemiptera, Adelgidae.